Eremomyces bilateralis CBS 781.70 is the source of this 363-nucleotide messenger RNA. RefSeq lists its product as uncharacterized. NCBI's taxonomy places the organism in Eukaryota, Fungi, Ascomycota, Dothideomycetes, Eremomycetales, Eremomycetaceae. The transcript is spliced from 2 exons. The annotation marks the transcript as partial. The record is from RefSeq and is a predicted model, not a curated record.
AUCCCCGCCCAGGCGCAAAGAACCUCGACGACAUGGACCGCGGAAGAUGACGAGACCCUAAUGGCUGCACGGGCAUCGGGCCUCAACUGGCAGCCGAUCGCCAGCAAGUAUUUCCCCAGCAAGACCGCGAACGCGUGUCGAAAGCGGCACGAGCGGUUAAUGGAACGACGGAACGCCGAGGACUGGGACGGCAUCAAGUGGGAGACCCUCGCGCGGGAAUACAUGCUGGUGCGAAGGGAUAUGUGGACCAUGUUGAGUGACCGACUCGGGGAGAAAAGCUGGCAGAUGAUCGAAGCUAAGUGCAUGGAAAAAGGACUCAAAAACAUCCAAGCCGCCCAUCGCUCCAACCAACGCAAGGAGCGA